This is a messenger RNA of Triticum urartu, 1032 nucleotides long. RefSeq lists its product as uncharacterized. The record is from RefSeq and is a predicted model, not a curated record. Lineage: Eukaryota; Viridiplantae; Streptophyta; Magnoliopsida; Poales; Poaceae.
UCCACUCGGCCCUCUUUCCUCCACAGCCACAGAGCCACACACUCCAAAGUCCAAACUCGUGGUUACCAUCUCGGCACCUCGCCGGGAGAACAGAGCAACCUGCCUGCCCGAGCAAGAGGAAGAAGAUGGCCUCGUCCGCCUCCUUGCUCCACCCUUCCACACUCGCUCCAGCCUCCUCGCCGCCCCUGCCGCGUCGCCCGCAGCUCGGCCUCCGCUCGAGCCCUCGCCGUCCCCGCGGCGUCUCGCUGACCGCCGCCGCCGCCGCGUCGCCGGACGUCGAGAAGGAGCCCUCCUCGUCGCCCCCUGCGCCUCCUGACGAGCCCUCCGACCUAUCGGCCGUGGCGGAGAGCGUGAAGGUGCUCAAGGACGCGGCCAAGACGAGGAAGGUGCCGGCCGCGGAGGUGCUGGCGGCGCUGGCCAAGAUCAAGAAGGCCAAGCUCGACACCUCCACCUUCUUCGAGACCCUCGGCGGGACCGAGUCGCCGGGCAGGACGUGGAUGCUCAUCUUCACCGGCCAGGGUAGUAAGCUCGAGAAAGGCAGCUACUUCCCGGUGACCGCCGUCCAGCGCUUCGACGCCGCGGGCCAGAGGAUCGAGAACGGCGUGUACCUGGGCCCGGUGGGGAGUCUGACCUUCGAGGGGCGGCUGUCGUGGAAGAAGAAGAUCCUGGCCUUUGUCUUCGAGCGGAUACGCGUCAAGGUCGGUCCGCUGCCCUCCCUGGAGAUCCCCUUCGGCGGCGGCGACACGAGCAGGGAGCCGAGCACUAAGGACCCCUUCUUCUUGUGGUUCUACGUGGACGAGGAGAUCGCCGUGGCGCAGGGCAAGGGCGGCGGCACCGCCUUCUGGUGCCGAUGCAAGCGCGUCCCGGCAUGACGACCAAGGUCCCGUUCAGUUAGCGCGUGAAGCAUCAGAGGCUCCCUCCCUCUCUUUCUUUCUCUAGUCUGUAGCCAUUGUUUUCAUGUUCUUGAGCGUUACUGUACACAAUUAUGUAGACGGAUGACGUAAUAUUCGAACGAUGAGAUGAUACUACGUA